Capsicum annuum is the source of this 1018-nucleotide messenger RNA. RefSeq lists its product as uncharacterized. The record is from RefSeq and is a predicted model, not a curated record. The coding region runs from base 87 to 683 and encodes 198 amino acids. The transcript has a single exon. NCBI's taxonomy places the organism in Eukaryota, Viridiplantae, Streptophyta, Magnoliopsida, Solanales, Solanaceae.
UGGUAAUCAAAAAUCCUUUAUAUAUCCCGUUAGAAUAAGACACAUCUCCCACCCCACAUAUCCAAAGAAAAGGAAAGAAAAGAAAAAUGUUUGGUCUCUCUCAUCCAAAAACUCUCCCUUCUUCCCUCAAAUCAUCAUCCACUACUCCUUCAUCCUCAACCUUAAACUCCAUGAAGCUCAAGACCCUAAUACAAUCCUUUGUUUUCUCUCAUUUAUACCGCAUUAUUAGAGCUCUAGCCAAAGCCAAAUCAAUCUUGUUUCAACAUGUGAAGAAUGUUCAGUUAGUUCAUGUUUUUGAAUUUCCCAUGAUGAAGAAGAACAAAAACAAGAAUGUCAGGCUGUUCCUUGGUUCAUUUAGGCUGCACUAUAAUUGGUGUUCUUCACAUGUCAUGCCGGUACCUAUACCAACUGCUCUUGAGGAUUACUCCACCGGCAAUGUUUAUCGUGACUCUACGUGGAAUUCUAUAAUUUCUACUGCUUGUGAUAAGUCAGAGCUCUCUGGGUACCUUCAAUGGCUUGAAGAAAAGGAUAAUUUUGAAGACAAUAAUAAUAAUAAAGCAAACAAUGGGAAUGAUAUUGAUAAGCUUGCUGAUAUGUUCAUUGCAAAUUGUCAUGAAAGGUUUAGAUUGGAGAAAGUUGAAUCUUAUAGGAGAUUUCAAGAAAUGUUGGCUAGAAGUGUAUGAAGCCUUCAACGUCGAUUUUUUUUCUUUUUUGGUUAGACGGUAAAUUUGGGGUGGGGUGGGGUAGGGGAUUUCUAUGUCAGAUAAUUGUCUCACAUUUUGGAAGGUGGAGUUUUUUUUUUUUUCCUUCUUUUAUUCCCUUGCUUUUGGAAAGGUAGGUCUUGCGAGACAACAAUUGCCUCGAUGGUGAGUAAAAUUGAAGUAAUUAGAAGGAAAAUCUCUAACAUCAUGAGAUUAGAUGUGAUAUGGAGAAUUUUACAUGAUGGGUUUCUGAGAUCUGAAAUUUAUUUACAUGCAUUUUACCAUCAACAAUUUUAAUAAAUUUGCAUUCUUCAGCA